ACAUCAAAUAAAACUGAGGAAAAGCCUCCACCUGGAAGUCUUAGCACUCCUGUACUCUGGACUCACCUGGCUUAUCAGUGAGGCAGAAGACUUUCACCAGCAACACACCUAAGGAGUGUUCUGCAAUAGAAGUAGGAGUUGUACUGAAAGGAUUAGCAAAAAAAAGGAUUAAAUCUCCACAGACUAAACACUCACUGAAGCAGCUGCAUAGAUGAAGAUCGUAUUAUGCUUUUAAGCUUCACCACCUCCUAAGGAUCAACUGGCAAACAAAGGAGGAGAAAGAAGGCAACAAAAAGACUUUUGAGGAUUUUUGAAAAGAACAAAUAAAAACAUUUAGGUAAAGCAGAUUUGCCAAGAUGCCACUUAGAACAUCGUUGUAUCGAAAGCAACCCUCUGGUCGCUGGUCCAGCAGGAACUCCAAGCGGAGGGAGGUGCUGUCUGUCAACAUGAUAAGCCUGCCAUUGGCUGAUUUCCGCCACAUCUCCCAUAUUGGAAAUGCCCAUACAGACAGCUUUGGAGAUCUGUCCUUUCUACAGAUGGGCCACAGCCUGCUUCUACAAAGUUCCCAGAGCGAGCAGAACCUCUUCAUGGCCUGCUCACCACCUCCAAAGCCCCCCCGUCUGAAUCUGGAUGAGAGUGAGGGUUCAGAAAGCCCCGACUGGUCAGCGGAUCAUCACAACACCUACCAGAAGAGGAAGAAAUGCAGCUCUAUGCCACUACUGGACAGUGAGGAAGAAGAGAAAAAGACAGUGGAUGGGUGCCAAAGAGGGAUUAAUGUUGCUUCCAAUCAGAUUCACAGUUGUGGACGGGGCAGUGUGAGUUCAGACAAGGAUGGAGAGUUUACAGAGUCUUGUGACAAAAUUGACGGACAGCAGAAAGACGAGGACAGUGGCUUUUCAUUCAGCCUUGACCUGGGCCCUUCAAUCCUGGAUGAUGUUCUCCAGGUGAUGGACAAACUACACAAUUAGAUGAGAUAGUAGUCCAAAGUUGCACUGAGGUUUAAUUAAAGAUUUUGAAUAUGGAGAAGAGAUCCAAGUGGUCACUCCUGUUGGGGACAAACUCCUGAUUUUAUGGACAAACUACUGAUGUGAUGGUUAACAUUCAAAUAAAUCUGGGGAUAUUUAUGAUCCCAGUGUACUGCGCAGGGACAAAUAACAUUUUUCUCUUUCAAAGAGCGCAAGACAUUGUGCUUAGUGAACAUUGUUGUUCGCAGCAUUUGUUGAAAAGCAAGCGUAGUUCUGUUAAAAGGCGAAAACGGACAAGCACACAAAGUUAAUGUUCUCCCUGUAUUCACCCCUUGCAGGGUUAGAGACAAUGUUUAAGUUAAUCAUUGAACUCUGAUGUCGAACUCUGAGCUGGACAUUUUCAUUUCAUUACAUUUCUGCUUUGCUUUUGUAAUCCCUCAAACCACGCAGCACAGCACGGAAGACGGCUGUUAAGACUUAAGAGUGUUGUGUUUAAGAAAAGAAAAGCGACGGCUGGAAUCCAAGGUCCUCGAGCUGUGAUGUCUUGGCUCUUGGUGUGUUCGCCAAUCUAUUGUGUGCACAGGGCAAUUUUUACUCCGCACGCAUCUCAGAGGCCCCACUCAAAGGUAGACCAAGGUACCCCCCAUCUCUCAUUCCAACAAUGUAGUAAAAACAAACACUUAGCUCUGCUUCCAAUAAAAGCCAGCCAGUGGUGGCAAGUUGGGCCGCAGACCAAGCAAGGCCACAGGUCCAAGACCUCAGAGGAAGAAAAAAAUGGCAGAGCAGGCUGUUUUCUUAGCUGCAAAUCAGAGUCCAAUGCUCUGGUGGCGCAUGAGAAGGAAAAGUGGUAAAGGGUAACAUGACACUUCCACAUAUGUAGGGGGUGUCGAGGGAGGAGGACCAGAGACAUCCAUUAUGGCAGCAAAAGUCCUGAUGAGGGUUUAAACACUACCUUCUGACCAAACAGACAUCUGACAUGCAAAAAAUACAUGCUGCAUCUCACAUACAGGGGCACACAAGAAAAGAAAAGCACUGAUAUUUGUGCGGACAAUCUCGACGCAUUGUUCUUCAGUUUACAGAGGAGAGAGUCGAGUCAGAGUCUCAGUCCGUGCCUUUGUAGGGGGUUGCCACGAUGCACUGUGGGACAAACCCAGAACAAGUCAAAUUCCUGAGAGCCCCACGGGUCAUGCUGCAAAAUAUACGAACCACAAGUUUCCCGCUUCAAGCAAUAGAUUUAGAAUUCCAUGUAUGUGCAAACAGA
This is a messenger RNA of Acanthochromis polyacanthus (spiny chromis), 2226 nucleotides long. RefSeq names its product cdc42 effector protein 3. The record is from RefSeq and is a predicted model, not a curated record. The transcript has 2 exons. NCBI's taxonomy places the organism in Eukaryota, Metazoa, Chordata, Actinopteri, Pomacentridae. Bases 357 to 968 code for a protein of 203 amino acids.